Dentiscutata erythropus is the source of this 170-nucleotide messenger RNA. Lineage: Eukaryota; Fungi; Glomeromycota; Glomeromycetes; Diversisporales; Gigasporaceae. The record is from the annotation of a GenBank genome assembly.
CAUUAAUUCCAACUGAAAGUGAUGGUAGUGAAAAAAUUUUAGCACUUCAUCAAAAGCUUAUAAACAUUGCAGCAAAUUUGAAAUUACACAUAAUAUCUAUUGAGUCAGAUAGUGCUGCUGCUGAAUUCCAAGCACAGAAUUUAUUACAAGCAUCUAGAACAAAAUAUUGG